AUAGAAUAAAAUUAUUAAAUAUGAAAUUGUUUAUUGUUGUUUUAAUAAUAGUGACGGUAAAAGGAGAAUACAUCACUUUUAAUGGACAUUGUCCUAGUCUUUCACCACCUGAAGAUCUUGAAAUAGAUCUGAAUGGGAAAUACUACACGAUUGCUGUAAGUUUAAAUGGAACAACCAGAAAUGAUAUUGUUAAUCAAUUUGAAGUAAUCAGUCCUGAUGAAUUUCACAAUAGUCUCCUUUUUAGAAGUGCCCAUGACGAUGAUGCCUGUAGAAAUAUAUCAGUUACUUUUAAAGUUUUCGAAAUGGGAAUAUACACAGUAGUACAUCAAGAUGGAAGAGAUGAUUCCUAUGUUGGAAACUCCUUAUAUUUUCUGUCAGAUAAUGUGGCAUUUUUAUGCCGUGACACAUCAGGGGAAGAAGUGUUUCGUGCCGAAAUAGCAGUAUUAAGUAAAGAAAUAGAGGAAUUUGAUUCAGAUCAGCGAGAUGAUGUAGAAGAGGUAUUGACAUCAUACGGUUUGGAUUUCAUGAAUCAAUAUAUUAGUCCAGUCAAGCAGUGUAAUCCAUGUUUGUAAGAUUAUAU
Molecule: messenger RNA, 580 nt
Organism: Chrysoperla carnea
Lineage: Eukaryota; Metazoa; Arthropoda; Insecta; Neuroptera; Chrysopidae
Exons: 4
Coding region: 21-572 (183 amino acids)
Source: RefSeq, a predicted model, not a curated record